Molecule: messenger RNA, 787 nt
Organism: Onthophagus taurus
Lineage: Eukaryota; Metazoa; Arthropoda; Insecta; Coleoptera; Scarabaeidae
Source: RefSeq, a predicted model, not a curated record
AUGUUAUCUAAGAUCGUCAUAUUUUCGGUUCUUUUAGUUUGCGGGUUCGCAAACAGAAGAGAAUUAACUCAAGAGCAACUUAAAAAAUUAGCGUCUUGGGAAGAUGGCAAAAAACAUAUGUGGGUUGAAAGUGGACAAAUUGAAGGUGAUAUGAUCCUCCAACCGGGGCAAAGAAAUGGGCUCAUUGAUACCAGAUAUAGAUGGACCAAUAAUGAGGUUCCAUACGAACUCGAUCCUGCUUUCAAUGAAGAAGAAGCUGCAGCAAUUCACGAAGCCGUCAAAGAAAUUGCCAAUGUUUCUUGCGUAACGGUUCGUCCAAGAAGAGCAGGGGAACAAAAUUACGUUUAUGUUACUGGUACAGAUACUGGUUGUUGGUCUUGGGUUGGAAUGUUGCGUGGUCGUCAAGAAUUAAAUCUUCAAAGACGCGGUUGUAUUUGGCAUGAAAUUAUCGUCCACGAAUUCCUCCACGCAAUCGGUUUUUACCACGAACAAAGUAAUUAUAACAGAGAUGAUCAUGUAACGAUUCUCUGGGAGAACAUCAUUCGCGGAAUGGAACACAACUUUGAUAAAUUUGGCGAAGAUUAUAUCACCACGUUCGGACAACCUUAUGAUUAUGGAAGUAUCAUGCAUUACCACGAAACUGCUUUUACUAAUAAUGGAGAACCAACAAUUGUGCCACAUGUAAAUCAAAAACAUUAAUAUUUUAGUAUAUGAAAUAACACAGUCUCCUCAUUAUUAUGUUUAAUCAUGAUCAAUCGACGUUACGAGCUGUUGUAGGUCCAUCAUC